Molecule: messenger RNA, 2839 nt
Organism: Bufo gargarizans (Asiatic toad)
Lineage: Eukaryota; Metazoa; Chordata; Amphibia; Anura; Bufonidae
Gene: SLC35F2
Product: solute carrier family 35 member F2
Biological process (GO): transmembrane transport
Cellular component (GO): membrane
Molecular function (GO): transmembrane transporter activity
Source: RefSeq, a predicted model, not a curated record
UCGACACAUAAUGUCUGUCCAUCACUCCCCCUUAUGAUGGUGCUGUGAAACCCGAUCCACAUGGUUGUGCCUGUGUGCCCCGCCGCUGACUCUCAGUGCAGGGCAGCGCCGCUCCUCUGCUGACCUCCAUCCCUCAGUAUGGACGAUGGAGAAGCCUCUCAGCCAUCACUGGGUCAUCCACCUGCAGCACACAGCGCCCGGCUCUGCGAUCGGCUGGCCCUGCUGCCCAGGAAGAUCUUUACCUGGUACGUCUUGAAGACGGUCAUCCUGGGUCAGUUGCUGUCUCUGUUCAUCUGUGGGACGGCAGUGACGAGUCAGUUCCUUGCGGAGAAUUAUAAGGUGGACACGCCAAUGUUCCAGAGCUUCAUCAAUUACUGCCUGCUCUUCCUGGUUUACACCGUCUGGUUGGCGUUCCGAUCAGGGGAGAACGGGCUGCUACAUAUUCUGAGGAAGAAGUGGUGGAAGUACCUCCUCUUGGGUAUCGUGGAUGUGGAAGCAAAUUACUCGAUCGUCAAAGCCUAUCAGUUUACAACCAUCACUAGUGUCCAGCUUUUGGACUGCGUUGGGAUCCCGGUUCUGAUGGCUCUGUCUUGGUUCAUUCUUCACUCGCGAUACAGAGUGAUCCAUUUUAUUGCUGUUGUGGUCUGUUUGUUGGGUGUCGGGACCAUGGUUGGUGCAGAUGUUCUGUCCGGAAGAGAAGAAGGCAAAGCUACUGACAUGCUGAUCGGUGAUGUGCUGGUGAUCCUAGGUGCCUGCUUGUACGCCAUCUCCAAUGUAUCUGAAGAAUACAUAGUGAAAAACCUCACCCGUGAGGAGUUCCUGGGGAUGCUGGGCCUGUUUGGCACUUUUAUCAGCGGUAUACAACUGAUGGCUGUGGAAUACCAUGCUAUUGGCAGCAUUAAGUGGGACUGGAGAAUAGGACUGCUGUUUGCCGCUUUUGCUCUUUGCAUGUUCGGGCUGUACAAUGUGAUGCCCCUUGUGAUAAGAGUCACCAGUGCCACCUCUGUUAACCUGGGGAUCCUGACUGCCGACCUUUACAGCCUCUUCUUUGGCCUCUUCUUAUUUGGAUACAGUUUCUCUCUUCUCUACAUCCUGGCGUUUGUGGUGAUUAUGGUGGGCUUCAUCAUGUACUGCAGCACAGCAACUUACCAAAUGGAGCCUACGCCAGCGCCGACUAGUGGAGGGAUAGAGAAUAGCGCCAUGAAGGAUGAGGAGACGCCACAGGAGCCUGCCACUCCUCUGCAGUACAUGCCCGAGGAGCUCAACAGAGCAGGCUUGGAUUGAACACAACCACCACACUGCCUUUGCCAUUUUUAUAUGAAAUGAAGAAACUACAUUUUAUCAAAUUUUUAAAAAAAUUAUUUUUAGACCUUUUUUCUUUGUAUUUUUGACCAAGUUUAAAUAUCCUAUAAAGUUUGUUUUUAGUUCUAUUUCUGCCUAGUUUUACUCUUGCCACAUUCUUAGUCCUACCAGCGAGCUUUUUGCCUUGGACAGAUUUUCGUAAAGAACUGCUGUGCGGACGCAGUAACACUAAACACAGAACAUGUCAAGAUCUGUUUUAGUUUUCAGUGACUUAAUAUUUAAUUAUACUUUUUACAUUUUUGCACUAGAGUUUUUGGCGAUAAAAGCAUUUUUAUAAUUAAUAUUGCAGUGGCAACCUUAACCCAGCUUGGCUAUGUAUGUCCAUAUGUAUAGUUAGAAAUUUAGAACUGGAGUUGCUGGUAAGAACAUUUAUUCUAUUACUUUUCAUUUUUUGCUAGUUUUUAGUGGUUUAUUUUUUACAUUUAAAAAUUGAAUAUCAGCUUUCAGAAAUGUGACUUUUUUUUUUAUACAGGGAUUGUCCGGUUUUAGAAAAGUCCUUGUCAAGUAACCGAUUUGUUAAGUUAAUAUAUAAGAAUUCCUCUUUUUUCACGACCCUUAUUUGGGAGUCCGAACAGGGAAUGGCUAGAGUUUUCUCUCUGGAGAACCUGGCAUGUUCAUCUCUUUCAGUGAGAAUGGUGUAAUUCUUCACUUCCCCUGUGGAGGCACUGCGGGGCAAUUUACCAAUUUGCUACCCGAUUCCCAAACAGAUUACAGCUGAUUGCCAGGGCCCUAUUGGAUGGAUUGCCCAUGGUUAGCUUAUUUUAGGGUUGACCUUUUUAUGACAAGGGGAUUGUCAAAUGCAAUAUUGCCAGGAUAUGCUACCAAUGUCAGACAGGUGACUAAAGGUGCAAGCACGGCCACCCUCCAUUCAUUGCUAUGGAGGGCAACAGCACGGCUAUUUGCUGAACUCACAUAGAAGUGAAUGGAGAGGUGUCUGCACCUUCCCGCUGCGCUCUCCAUUUACUGCUGUGAGAGAAAUGGCGAAAUGCAUGCUCGCGUGGAACUCCCGUAGAAGUGAAUGGAGGGCACACCUCAGUUCUAGAGAUAGGUGGUCUCCUACUGCCGGGACCUGUACCUAUUUGACUUUGGUGAUGUAUCGUAGUGAUAGGUCACCAUUGUGUGAGAUGGUCCAACCCCAUUAAUGAAAUUUAUAUUUUUUAUAUUUUUUCUAAAAAUGUAUACUGUAUAUAUUGAAAAUGACUGCAUUACCCAUUACUAAAGCAGCCGUGCAGACUGAGAAAACAAAGGGAUAUUUUUGGUUCCCAUUUUAAUGGUGAUCUUGUGCCCCGUGUUAAUUUUUGCUGUAUUUAUUCAGAUGGUCAAUGUACUGUAAUUUAGUUAUAUCAUGAUCUAUACAGUUUUUUUUUUUUUUUUUUUUUUUAAAAACCUCAUGUAGGUAUAUGUAAAAAAGAACAAGUAAUCAUUAUUGGUAUUUAUUAGAAGAUCCAAAUUGCUUUGUAAAACUAUUAGAAUAACU